CCUCCAUCCAAAAAACCGAAUACUAGAAUGCCUAGCAUCUCAGUCGCAAGCGAAGCCACAUCUGUUGGGACUACAGAGAACCACGCAAACAAGAACAACUAUGUGCAACCAUACGUAGAGUCGUCCGGCGCCUCCAGCGCGGCCAGCGAACCGAGCUUAUUCCUCAAAUCGAACCAUCCAACACGGAGACGGUCCGCGUUGUAUGAAGAAGACACCAAUUAUGUUGCUGAAAGUGAUGACGAGGAGUACAAGGAGGCGGAGGAGUACGAUAUUCCUGACAAUGAGAAAGCAACAGUUCUCUUUGACUUCGACCGGGAACGAGAGAAGCGUCUGGCCGGUGUAGUCGACAUUCCCGAGGGCAUGUACACCGAAAAGGAGAGGUCCCUUUUCCUAAAACUGGCAAUGCGCGGGUUCGAGCCGCUUGCCCCAAAGCAUUGGCAGUUUGAUUUCCCAACCUUGCCUGAUUCUCUGUUUCCUGAGUCUGGAAAGCAGCAAUCAGAACCAAUUAUCAAAAUAUCAAGAAGCACCGCAUUCUAUGCUAUUAAGUCUCUCGGAAAUCUGUUCUCCCUCAGCGGGCGUGUGAGGGAUUGUAGCAUUGUGGAGAAGAGGCCCGAGCCGCUGAUUAAACAGACGAUUCAAAAGUAUAUACGAUGGGCAUUAUAUGAUGUCAACCUCGAAAUUAGUCCUGGAUCAAUACCAAUACAUGCUAUACACGCACAAAGAGAGAAAGAAUCUGUUCGCCAAGCGUUGGAACGUCUCAAUAAACGUUUGAAAAAGCUCGCCGUUCGACACCAAACCGCAUUGCAAGAAGCAAUUGAUGCACCAGGCGAGGAACUGUCUCCCACGACUGAACUGAACCAAAUCGAGGAACCCUUGCUGAUAGGGUUUCUCAUAUGUGGACCAGUUGUCGCUCUAAUGACAUACGACUUGGAGCUCUCGAAAGACGAUGAGGAACCCGACGGCAAAUUCUUCUUGCAGUUUGAUUUCGCGGAGAGAGGGCAGGACGUAUGGAACUCCCUGUCAAUCGCUAUAGUUGUGAUGCAUAUCCGUAACACGAUGGUUCAACUUGCGGAAAACAAUUAUGGGGGCUUUAUAAAGUCUCCAGGGAAUGAUGCUGUAAGUGAGGAUCUCUAAGCGACAAUAGAGCCGGGCCCGCCGGGCG
Molecule: messenger RNA, 1162 nt
Organism: Aspergillus versicolor CBS 583.65
Lineage: Eukaryota; Fungi; Ascomycota; Eurotiomycetes; Eurotiales; Aspergillaceae
Exons: 3
Coding region: 28-1134 (368 amino acids)
Source: RefSeq, a predicted model, not a curated record